Molecule: messenger RNA, 731 nt
Organism: Plectropomus leopardus (leopard coralgrouper)
Lineage: Eukaryota; Metazoa; Chordata; Actinopteri; Perciformes; Serranidae
Source: RefSeq, a predicted model, not a curated record
ACAGAGACACUGAUCGGCAGACAGGUCCACAGACAGGUCCACAGACAGGUCCACAGACAGGUCCACAGAGAUGGGGGACUGGAUUGCAGGAAAAAUAGGAGACAUGGUGGAGGACAAGGUGAAGUCCAUGUUAGGGAUCGAAGACAAGGAUGAGGACAAGGGAUUCUUCUCGAAGUUCUGCUCCAGAGACGACGACGACGACGACGACAAAAAGAAGAAAAGGAGGGACAAAGACGACGAAGAGGGAGGGUUCUUCUCCAAGAUCUUUGACAGAGACAAUGACGAAGACAAGUGGAAAGAGAAGAAGAGGGACGAGGACGACGGGGAUGAAAGCUUCUUCUCAAGGGUCUUUGACAGAGACAACGAUGAUGACAAGUGGAAAGAGAAGAAAUGUGGAUUCGCAGGUCUCUUCGUUGAGCAGGGGGGAGCGGGCGCCGCCGGAGGCCCUGAGGGAGAAACUGUGGGAGGAGGAGGAGGAGGAGGAGGAGGAGGAGGAGAUGGAGGAGUUAAAGGGCAAAGUGUGGCACUGAAUGAAGGAGAUUUGCUGAACGAUCUGAUGAAUGUGGCUGAAGAAACAUCUCAAGACAGAGACAAGAAACAGGGGCACAGAGAGGGGACAGAGGUUCGGAAAUGAACCGUGGAUUUGGCGGUGAUUUGGUAUGUGUCUGAAAAGAACACGUCCCGUAUCGGUGUCCCUCAUCUGCAGUCCCUCAGCUGGGGAACUGGAUGUC